Brachypodium distachyon (stiff brome) is the source of this 1153-nucleotide messenger RNA. RefSeq lists its product as uncharacterized. Bases 64 to 864 code for a protein of 266 amino acids. Lineage: Eukaryota; Viridiplantae; Streptophyta; Magnoliopsida; Poales; Poaceae. The record is from RefSeq and is a predicted model, not a curated record. The transcript has 3 exons.
AGGUGGACAUCCGGAGUACGUGAAUACACACACACCUAGUACCUAGCUAGUGCGGCGUACCUCAUGGCAAACCAAGUGGUUAGCGAUGAAGCACGCGGAGGAGGUGGCGGCGGCGCGUCCACCGUGUGGAAGCACUUCCACCGCAACGUCGUCGUCUCCGGCGCCGGCGCUGGAUCAGGCUGCACGGCGACUUGCAGGUGCGGCACCACGGCGACUUGCAGGAGGUGCGGCACCAUGCUCAAAGCCUGCCCCAGGAAGCACGGCACCUCCCACCUGCAUCGGCACGCCAGGAGCGCCGCCUGCGCCCUGAGGGCUCAAGCCCAAGCCCAACGGGUACUCAUCGCGCCGGAACCUGCUGCCGACGACGCGCUAACGUGGCUUGAGGAUCAUGUGGUCGAUGGCGAUGUCGACGUCGACGGCCACCUGAACAUAAGAUCAGGCGCCCAAGAGAUGCAGGAGGCCGGAUGCACGAAGCCCUGCUCUCCUCCCAACUAUGUGCCUCUGCCCCAGGUAUCGAAUUCAUCGUCCAAAAGGUUCUUAAAGAAGAAAAGAAACAGGCACAGCUACGACAGAGGUUCCGCGCGGGAGGUUCAUGAAGGACGACGACCGGCCUCCUCCGCACCUGAACCGCAGCUGUGCCGCCGUCAGGAGGAAAAGGCGGCAAGCGACAAGUACGACGACGACGAGGAGAAUUUCAAGGACCUGCCGAGCAUCCUCAGCUCCGGUUGGGAGAUCGAUUCUGUCAGUGACAGCGGGGCCAGCAAUACACCACAGGAGCAAGCUGGACCUGCACCAUGUCCUCCCUCUCCACAACCGCCGGCUGCUGCUGCUGCCACUAGUAUUAGCUUACCCAUAGGCAAUUAAUUAAUUACACACAUCUUCAUCUUCAUUAUUACUAGUUGCAUAUACUAGUUUCAGCUUACUGGAGUCUGGAGUGUUCUUCCUAGCUAGAACUGCACGUACUUGGUAUCAUUCUAAACAAAGAAAAUAGAAAUGCACCGGCCGGUUGUGAUUUGUACUGAACUACUACUGGUAGUAGUACGGAUGAUCAGAAAAAAAAAGAAAUUAAAGAUGGUACUAGUACUGAGUACUGCAGUAGUACUGUAUGUAACUAUCGGAGAAUACAAUGCAAGCUUUUAGAGUGUUCUCAAUA